This is a messenger RNA of Linum tenue, 1631 nucleotides long. The record is from the annotation of a GenBank genome assembly. NCBI's taxonomy places the organism in Eukaryota, Viridiplantae, Streptophyta, Magnoliopsida, Malpighiales, Linaceae.
CUCUGCAAAUCGUUUCCCAAAAAUGGAGAGCGACAGCAACCCAUCUCCAGUCCUCUACGACAUCAUAAUCCUAGGAGCAUCAGGAUUCACCGGCAAAUACGUCGUAAGAGAAGCACUCAAGUUCCACAACUCCCCAUCUUCCCCUCUCAAAUCCUUCGCCGUUGCGGGCCGAAACCAUUCCAAGCUCACCCAAGCCCUGAAAUGGGCCGCCGCCGAGCCCAACUCUCCACCUCCGUCCAUCCCAAUCCUCACCGCCGACACUGCCGACCCUGCUUCCCUUCGCAUGCUCUGCUCCCGGACCAGGCUCAUUCUCAACUGCGUCGGCCCGUUUCGUCUCCACGGCGACCCUGUCGUCUCCGCCUGUGUCGAGGCCGGCUGCGACUACUUGGAUAUCUGCGGGGAGCCGGAGUUUAUGGAGAGGAUGGAAUACAGUUAUCACGACCAAGCGGUUGAGAAUGGUUCGUUGGUUGUUUCGGCUUGUGGGUUCGAUUCGGUCCCGGCUGAGCUGGGUUGGAUGUUUAACUCGAAGCAGUGGGUCUACCCGGCUGUGCCAAACCAGAUUGAGGCUUACCUGAGCUUGGAAUCUGAUAAGAACAUUGUUGCCAACUUCGGGACUUACGAAUCGGCGGUUCUGGGUGUGGCCAACGUGGACAAAUUGAUGGAGUUGAGGAGAUCCAGACCCAGAAGGUCGAAGCCGAAGAUUCCUGGGCCAUACCCUCGUAAAGGGACAACCAUAGAAUACCAGAAGGAGUUUGGUCUUUGGGUCCUAAAGCUUCCAUCGGCUGAUACUGCAGUUGUAAGUAGAACGCUUGCAACAUUGACAAAACACCCUCAAGGUCUUCCGGGGGUUAAAGAGAGUGACAAACAAACUGAAAAGAGGAAGAAAUUUUGGUCGACGACGAAGCCUGCUUAUUUUGGGCUGAAGUUGGGGUCUAAUUGCCUUUGGGGUCUCUUUCAAUUUAUUACUCUUGGCGUCUCUAUUGGCUACUUGGGUAGAAGUUCUAUUGGAAGGUGGCUACUCCUGAACUUCCCAUCAUUUUUCAGCGUUGGAUGGUUCAGCAAGAAGGGUCCUUCGGAGGAUGAGGUCGAGAGCGCUUCCUUCAAGAUGUGGUUCGUCGGACGCGGAUACAGUGACUUGAGCCGAAGGAUGUCGACAGAAGACGGGGACAAGAAGCAAGAGCCAGAUGCAGAAAUCAUAACGAGAGUCAUGGGUCCUGAUCCGGGCUAUUCGACGACUCCUAUCAUCUUGCUGCAAUGUGCUUUGAUUGUUCUUGCUCAACGUAACAACUUACCCAAAGGAGGAGUUCUCACUCCAGGGAUUGUGUUUGGUCCGACUAAUCUCCGAGAGCGUCUCGAGCAUAAUGGGAUUUCUUUUGAUGUCAUCUCAAGAAGAGUUGUCUGCAAGUUCGGUCGUUGCCCAUUUUAAGUAUUCCGGAUAGGUUGACAGUUUGAUGUGUUUGGAGUUUGUUUUGGGUUUUCUAGUUCUUGCGUUUUUUUCCAUCUUUAACAAUUAGCUUUGUGUUUGAUCUACUAGCCGAUUGAGUUUUGAUUAUUAUUUAUAGUAAUCAACUGAUCUUGCGACUUAAAUUGUUUUAUGUAUUUGAUUCUUUUAUAUUGUAUUAAUCACUUUU